Molecule: messenger RNA, 720 nt
Organism: Colletotrichum spaethianum
Lineage: Eukaryota; Fungi; Ascomycota; Sordariomycetes; Glomerellales; Glomerellaceae
Product: putative cysteine protease atg4
Exons: 1
Coding region: 1-720 (239 amino acids)
Biological process (GO): carbohydrate catabolic process
Cellular component (GO): extracellular region
Molecular function (GO): cutinase activity
Source: RefSeq, a predicted model, not a curated record
AUGAAGUUCCUCAACAUCCUCGCGCUUGCGUCCGUCGCGGCUGCCUUUCCCACUCUAUCGGAGACGUCCAUCAACGAGGUUGACGUUCGUGACCUGGAGGCUCGCGAACUCGAAGCCCGCCAGCGCAGCGGCCGCGUAGGCUCCACGGCCAAGGAGUUCAGCCAGGGCGGCUGCAAGGACGUCAUCAUGUUCUUCGCUCGCGGCUCGACCGAGGUCGGCAACAUGGGCACCGUCUGCGGCCCUCCCACUGCCAACGGCGUCAAGGCCAACUUCCAGAGCGUAGCUGUCGAGGGGGUCGACUACGCAGCUGGCCUGGCGACCAACACGCUUCCCGGCGGCGCGGACCCCAAAGGCAUUGCCGAGAUGAAGAGGCUUAUUGCCCAGGCCAACUCCGACUGCCCCAACUCCAUGCUUGUCGUGGGCGGCUACAGUCAGGGCGCGGCACUCACCCAUCGCGCGGUUGAGGACCUCCCGCAGGCCCAAAAGGACCAGAUCGUUGCGGCCUUCACCUUUGGGGACACUCAGAACACCCAGGACAAGGGUCAGAUUCCCAACUUCCCCAAGGAGAAGACCAAGAUCAUCUGCGCCGCGGGCGACGCCGUCUGCAGGGGCACGCUCACCAUCCUCCCCGCCCACUUGUCUUACGGCGCAAACGCCGAUGAGAUGGCCGACUUCAUCUCGCAGAAGCUCACAGCCGCGGGUGCACAGAGGCGCAAGUAG